Theileria annulata is the source of this 1077-nucleotide messenger RNA. RefSeq lists its product as uncharacterized. Gene Ontology annotation, cellular component: preribosome, small subunit precursor. Gene Ontology annotation, biological process: ribosomal small subunit biogenesis; maturation of SSU-rRNA. Gene Ontology annotation, molecular function: RNA endonuclease activity. The record is from RefSeq and is a predicted model, not a curated record. The transcript is spliced from 3 exons. Bases 1 to 1077 code for a protein of 358 amino acids. NCBI's taxonomy places the organism in Eukaryota, Apicomplexa, Aconoidasida, Piroplasmida, Theileriidae.
AUGGAUUUGAAUUCACCAAAAAAUUCAACAGAAUCUCACUCAGCAGAUUCUGAAAAUGAAAAGGCAUUGGUUGUGGAUACCGGAGCAUACUGUCGUUCCACUUAUCUGGAUAAAUCAGGCUGUAAAAUAUACGUGACUAGCGGAAUAAAGUCGGAGAUUGAGAAAUAUAGGCAAAAGAACCCGUUAGAAUCUUCAAUUAGAACUGUAUACACUCCAAUUGUUCGUGAACCAUCUCCAGAAGAUGUUUCCUUUGUGAGGAAAUUUGCAAGUUUAACAGGAGAUUUGCCAUUUUUAUCUAAUAAUGAUAUCGGAUGCAUAGCCCUUACAAGGAGAUUGCAGAUAGAGACAGGAGAUUUGUCCCCGUUGAGAGAAGCUCCAAUGACUCUUAAAAUCGACAAACAGUCAAAUAAUUCCAAGAAUAAAUCUAAAAAGGAACUGAAUCACAUUGGCUUUGACUGCUGGAUAGGGACACAUAACGUUAAUAGUUACAACAUUCAAGUCAAGAAGUCCAUCGCAAAAAGCGUCUCCUGUAUGACUACAGACUUUGCCAUGCAAAAUGUGCUCAUUCAAAUGGGUCUAAACGUUGUUACUCUGGAUGGUUUUGUAGCUAAAUCCAUUAGAAGAUGGGGGCAAAUGUGCAGGUCAUGUUAUGAAGUGUAUCCUAAUACGUCUAGACAGUUUUGUUCAAAAUGCGGUAACGCAACAGUUGAAAGAGUCCCAAUAACAGUAGACUCAGAGACAUCAGAAAUCAUAGCAAGGGACACGAGGAAGUGGAUUAAUACCAGAGGAACUAUAUAUACACAACCUAAGCCCACAACAGGGAGAAUAGAUAAGCCGUACAUUACUGCAGAAGACCAACUUUUAAUGCCCGCAUUUAAGAAUUACAUGAGAAACGUCAAUCGCAAAAAUAAAGAUGAUCCAUUAUCACACUUUUAUGCCGAAGAUACUAAGGAAAAUAAUAUAUCGUCAUCAAAUCAAUUUACAACCUUCACUAAUGUUACUAUUGGAUUGGGAAAGGGGAAUCCAAACUCAAAUCGCUGGGUUCAAAGACAUAAACGCAGUUUAAAAUCUAAAUAA